Messenger RNA from Sodiomyces alkalinus F11, 1614 nucleotides. RefSeq names its product kynurenine 3-monooxygenase. The record is from RefSeq and is a predicted model, not a curated record. Gene Ontology annotation, biological process: L-tryptophan catabolic process; NAD+ metabolic process; quinolinate biosynthetic process. Gene Ontology annotation, cellular component: mitochondrial outer membrane. The coding region runs from base 1 to 1614 and encodes 537 amino acids. Lineage: Eukaryota; Fungi; Ascomycota; Sordariomycetes; Glomerellales; Plectosphaerellaceae. The transcript is spliced from 4 exons. Gene Ontology annotation, molecular function: FAD binding; kynurenine 3-monooxygenase activity; NAD(P)H oxidase H2O2-forming activity.
AUGACCGUCAAAGAAAAGAUUGUUAUUGUUGGCGCUGGUCCUGUGGGCUCGCUGGCAGCGCUUUAUGCCGCUCAGCGUGGUCACGAUGUCGAGAUAUAUGAGCUGAGGUCCGAUCUGCGAGACCCGUCAACAUCCCUGCUCAACUUCACGCGGUCCAUCAAUUUGGCCCUCUCAGAGCGCGGGAUCAAUGCUUUGCGUCAUGCCGGCCAGCCGAAGCUCGUCGAGCAUGUCCUCAAGCCCACUAUCCCCAUGCGCGGGCGCAUGAUCCAUGGGAAGUCGCCCGACGGUAGCCUCUAUGAAGCUUCCCAGGACUAUGACAUUCACGGACGGGCCAUCCUCGCCGUCGACAGGGCCGACCUCAACAAGCGGCUGCUCGACAUCCUCGACCAUAUGCCCAACGUCCAGUUGUUCUUCAACCACAAACUGACCGGCGCCGAUUUCAAGCGUCGCAAGGCGUGGUUCGAGAUGAUGUCCUCGGAGACGGCCACGGGACGAGCCAGGGAGAUUGAAAUCGAUUUCGAUCUCAUGAUCGGGGCUGAUGGCGCCCACUCUGCCGUCAGAUACCAUAUCAUGAAGUUCGUCCAGAUGAACUACCGUCAAGACUACAUCGACACAUUAUGGUGCGAGUUUCAGAUCAAGCCGGUGGAAGACCAGGGGUCAGAUGACGGCAUGUCCAAGUAUAGGAUAUCUCCGAACCACCUUCACAUCUGGCCUGGAAAGGAUUUCAUGUUUAUCGCCAUCCCUAGCGAGGACGGUUCGUUCACAUGUACUCUCUUCCUCCCCAGCGACCAAGUGGCUACCCUCGAGCGAGACCCCUCCGCCCUCCCCGCCUUCUUCGACAAACACUUCCCCGGCGUGACCGACCUCAUCCCGCCCGAGGAUCUCAUCGCCUCUUUCAACAAGAACCCCCACCUCCCCCUCAUCAGCAUCAAGUGCCAACCCUACCACUACGGGUCCUCCGUCGUCAUCGUAGGCGACGCCGCCCACGCCAUGGUCCCCUUUUACGGCCAAGGCAUGAACGCCGGGCUGGAAGACGUCCGCGUCCUCUUCUCCAUUCUCGACAAGCACGCCGCCCGGGAGGACAACCACCCCACAACCACCGAGGUAGACGCCGACACCGCAACCGCAACCGCAACCGCAACCGCAACCGCAACCGCAACCGCAACCGCAACCGCAACCGCAACGACAACGACAACGACGACAAAGACCGCCGCCGCGUUCCACCGCCAAGUCGCCCUAGCCGAGUACACCACCGUCCGCGUCCCCGACGCCCACGCCAUCAACGACCUCGCGCUGCAAAACUACGUCGAGAUGCGCGCCUCCGUGCUCUCCCGCCGCUACCGCCUGCGCAAGUGGCUCGAGGAGCUCAUGUCCGUCCACGUGCCCCGCCUGGGCUGGCAGACCAAGUACUCCCGCGUCAGCUUCGGCAACGAGCGGUACUCCGAAGUCGUCGCUAAGAGCGAUCGCCAGGGGAAGAUCCUGGUGUCGGUUUUCGAAGCGCUGGUGUGCAGUCCCUUUGUUGUCGCCGUCGCUGUUUUGUGGUGGAAGCGGCCUCAGAGAGUCGUUGGUGCCGUCCGAGGUGUGCUCUCUUGGCUUCUCGGUGCUCUGAGUUGA